Molecule: messenger RNA, 756 nt
Organism: Lactuca virosa
Lineage: Eukaryota; Viridiplantae; Streptophyta; Magnoliopsida; Asterales; Asteraceae
Source: the annotation of a GenBank genome assembly
AUGGAUUCCACAAGCCUAAUUUCUUCUAUGUCAAGUCUACCUCUCUUCUUCGCAAUGUAUUUUACAAUAUACUUGACUGCCCACUUCAUCGUCUUCCGUAAUUGGAGUCCGAAGCUCCGCCCUGAAGCCGCCAGCUGCUUAAUCUCACUUGCCCAUGGCACCCCUGCCGUGAUCCUUGCUUGUCUCGCCCUCCUCGCCGAUUCCACAACUGGGUUCGCCACGAUCAACACUCAUUUUCAGAAUACCGUUCUUGAAUACAGCAUUGCUUACUUCUUAAUGGAUCUUUGCCACUAUUUAACCUUCUACCCAACCGAUAUCCUCUUCAUCGGUCAUCAUUUAGCCACCCUUUUCGUUUUCGUUACCUGUCGAUAUCUCGUUCUUCACGGAGCAUACGCGGUGUUGAUUUUACUUGCCUUGGCGGAGAUCACGAGCUUCUUUCAGAAUGUUUGGACGCUGGCAAGUGCUCGAAGGGAGGAUUCUGAAACUGCACGCCAGGUGUUUGAUCUUUUGUCUCCUCCAUUUUAUGUUCUAUAUUCUGCUGUUAGAGGUUUUGCUGGACCUUUAUUUGUUUACAAAAUGGUUGUUUUCUAUUCGAGUGGGGUUGCUGAUAAUGUUAUUCCCAAAUGGCUUUGGGUUUCUUGGAUUUGUGUUGUUGUCAUGGCUAUUUCCGUUAGUAUACUUUGGAUUUCUAAUCUUUGGAUCGAGUUGUAUAGAGAAAGAAUGUUUAAGCUUGAGAAGGAGAAGAAAAGUACAUAG